AAUCACAUUAAUAUAAUUAUUGAUUUAUUAUUAUUAUUAUUAUUACAAAUGUUCAGUGUUUACUUUACUGAUACACUCACAUUAAACAAACUCAAAUUCACUGAUUUGAUGUCUUAUUUCAUGCUUUAACAGUUGAAUUUUCAAAGAAAUCAUUCUUUAGACAAAACAUUCAAUGCAAGACCCUGAAAUGCAUUGUGCAAUUUCCAGUUCAUAGUUUAAUAUUAAUUAAAAAAAAUUCAGUGUCAUCCUAAUAUGUCAUUUCUUCAGCUAAUAUGAAUGCUGGUGUUUAAGUGCUCUCGUAGGGGAAGUCCAAAGGAUAAUGAGCGCUGUUGGGGAAUCCUGGAGUGUGAUGUAUGAGGGAAACCCCAGUAUUACAACUCUUAAUGGAAUAUUAGUUCUGUAUAUUAGCGUCGGGUAAAAUAGAAUUGAAACGAGUAACAGCGAAGAUGUUGAAUUAAACAAACACAAUCAGCGUUUCCUCAUAUAGGCUUACUUACUGGCCCUGAUAAUAACUUCUGCUUGCCACUUGCUCCAUUUCUGCAAAUCAGUUUUUGUGAAUGAAUGACUAGAAUUUUUAAAGUCAAAUAAAAUGUGCCAAAAAUUGCAAAAAUGUCUAAACUGCAGCCCUAAAAAUGCAAGCCUUAAAAUUCAAGCACUGUUAAUUUAAUUAUUAUUUUUUUUUUUUUUCAGUGCAAUUAAAUGUGCUUUUUUGUGUCAAAGACAUUUGUCAUUAUUUUAUUUCCAGGAAUAAAGGCAGGUAUUAUUUUGCAAAACAGCCAACACUAAAGAACUCUAAAUAAUUUAGAGAGGAGGGAUUGUGUGGUGAUUACCAGGUUACGGUUGGGGCAUUGUGCACAGAAUUAUGGUCUAUUGCAAUUGUUGGAAAGGAUUCGGAAAGCAGAUGCUUAUUUGGUGAAGUGGAAACUGGAGCAUGUAAUAACUGAGUGUGUUAUUCCUAGAACUACAACAAUCAUAAUGUUUUCUGAGCUGUCGGAAGCUGGAGUUUCAUCUUUAUCUUUUAUCUCUUAAAUAAAUUCUUAAUAACAAGGAACAUAAAACAAUAAAAUGUUUACACUUCACUGGACUUUCUAAGAGUAUUUAACCUCUAGGAGGAGUUCUUCAGAUGGCCUGAGGAGGGCAGCAGUAGCCUUUGAUGCGUCGAGUCUGCUGCAACUCUUAGAAAAAAGAAGACGAAGAAGAAACAACAUUGUGUUGCCUCUGGUUGUAAACUGCAGAGAUUUAAUUCCUUGAAUAAAUUGAACAAACUUUCACAGCUGAAGAAGAAGCAAGCAGGAGGAAUUACUCCAGGAGAAUACUAAAAUACUAUUGGAAAGAUGGAGUUUGAGGAAGAAACCUUCAGAAUUAAAGAUGAAGAUACAGAGGAACAAACAGAGUCAGUGGAAGCAAAUGAAGACAAACAGCAUCAGUUUCCAACACCUCAUCAUUUCAUAAACAAAGCUGAAGACACCACCAUUUUACAGAAUGAAAAGAGUUUUGUGCAAAACCAAACUCAAAUAAUUGAAGUCAAAGGGUCUUUCAGCUGCUCCGAGUGUGGAAAGAGUUUCAAACUUAAAUCAAAACUACAAAUACACCUGAGAGUUCACACUGGAGAGAGGCCUUAUGCAUGCACUCAGUGUGAAAAGAGUUUUGGUGAUAAAGGAGGCCUAAAUGUACACAUGAGAGUUCACACUGGAGUAAAACCCUUCACAUGCACUCAGUGUGGAAAGAGUUACAAACAUAAUUCAAAACUCAAAGUUCACAUGAGAGUUCACACAGGGGAGAGGCCUUAUGCAUGCACUCAGUGUGGAAAGAGCUUUGGUAGUAAAGGAUGCCUAAAUAGGCACCUGCGAGUUCACAGUGGAGAAAAACCCUUCACAUGCACUCAGUGCGGAAAGAGUUACAAAUAUAAAUCAAAACUACAAAUGCACAUGAGAGUUCACACUGGACAGACGCUUUAUACAUGCACUCAGUGUGGAAAGAGUUUUGUUGAUAAAGGAUACCUAAAUGAGCACAUGAGAAUUCACACUGGAGAAAAACCCUUCACAUGCACUCAGUGCGGAAAGAGUUUUGUAUCCAAAAUGUUUCUGAGAAAACAUCAGUUCUGUCACACUGGAGUGAAAUCAUUCAGCUGUGAUCAGUGUGAUAAAACAUUUGCUUCUGCGUGGAGCAUGAGACAACAUCUUAAUAGUCAUGCUGGUGUGAAGCCUCAUGUUUGCUCUCAUUGUGGAAAGAGUUUUACACUACUAACAACUUUACAAGUGCACGAGAGUAUUCAUAGUGGAGUGAGAUCUCAUAUGUGCUUUGACUGUGGAAAGACCUUUCUUACAUCUAACAGUUUAAAAAAACACCAGAGGAUUCACACUGGAGAGAAACCGUACAAGUGCUCACACUGUGGAAAGAGUUUCACUCGCUUAGAAGGCUGGAAAAUUCAUGAGAGAGUUCAUACUGGAGAGAAGCCCUACCAGUGCUCUUCAUGUGAGAAGAGUUUUGCCACAUCAUGUAAUCUACGGACUCAUAAGAAAAAGCAUUGCCCAAAGUUGUCUAAGUGAGCAGUUAAUGUUCAUAUCCAUCACUUACAAGCAGUGGCAGCUGGUUUAAGUUAGCCUGGGAAGAUACAUUUAGUUCAAGUUCAAGUCUGCUUUAUUGUCAAUUUCCACAUGUACAGUACAUACAUACAGAGAAUCGAAAUUGCGUUACUCUCAGACCCCGGUGCAUACAGAUAACAUUAACAUUAA
This is a messenger RNA of Carassius auratus (goldfish), 2735 nucleotides long. Its product is annotated as gastrula zinc finger protein XlCGF57.1-like. The record is from RefSeq and is a predicted model, not a curated record. Lineage: Eukaryota; Metazoa; Chordata; Actinopteri; Cypriniformes; Cyprinidae. Bases 1335 to 2549 code for a protein of 404 amino acids. Gene Ontology annotation, molecular function: DNA-binding transcription factor activity, RNA polymerase II-specific; RNA polymerase II cis-regulatory region sequence-specific DNA binding. The transcript has 3 exons. Gene Ontology annotation, biological process: regulation of transcription by RNA polymerase II. Gene Ontology annotation, cellular component: nucleus.